CAUGGCAUUCAAAGCAAUGGAACAAAUGAAGUAGCUUCAGUUGUUGCCAAGACUCCGCUACUGACAACUACAAACAGUGUUUCAUAGAUUUUAUUCAAUGUGGUAACAAAAUAAAAAUAUGUAUUAGAAUUACAUACUAAACUCAAAAUGUUUACAUAAAAAAUAAAACAAUUCUAACAAAAAACUAAAUUAACAGUUUUAUGUGGCGUUCCGCAAGGGGACAUAUUAGGACCAACGCAGUUUUGAUGAAUGAUAAAAGUGAAAAAUAAAGUAAUAAUUACUAACUUAAUAUAAGUAAUAAUAGUGUAAUGUAAAAUUAAUUAAUUUAAAAAUGUUGCAAUUAAAAUACACGAUGAAUUUAAUAGUGUUAAUAAUAUUGCUGAUACGGACAGUGAAAGUGUUUGGUAAAAAUGUAAAUGAGCAUGAAAGAGCUUUGAGAGCUGAAUUCGUACAGAAUUUAUUGAAUAAACAAAAUAAAUUUGAAGGAAGAAUAAAACUUGUUGGAGGAUCGAGCAAAUACGAAGGCAAUGUCUACAUUUACCACGCCGGUCGCUGGGGUGCAGUGUGUGAUGACAACUGGGAUGAUGAAGCUGCUGCCGUCGUCUGCAGGUCCUUCAACUUGAGUGGGAUAGCAACUAUCGGCAGUCAGUAUGGAGAAGCUAUCGAAAGAUUCUGGCUAGAUGACGUCAUAUGUCAAGGGGAUGAAACAUCACUAUCCAAAUGCGUCUUCAAUCGAUGGGGAAGUACAGACUGUGAGAAAGAUGAGGUAGCCGGAGUAAUAUGUAUGGAGGAAGAGGAGUUACCAGCCAGACAUAAGGACUCGGAUUCAAUGAGUCUGGCGUAUAAUGAAGAAAGACUAAGAGAUGUCAUAGACGUUUCAAAGUCUAAACUAAGAUUGACUGGUGGCAAGAAUAUAAGAGAAGGGAGGGUUGAGAUCUUCCUCAACGGCUCUUGGGGCAGCAUCUGCCCUGAUGGCUGGACGGUCUACGAAGCUUCCGCGGUCUGCCGCCAUCUUGGCAUGGGCUUCGCAGAACAAGCCUUGCAGACUUAUAUCUUCGGGUUUUCCAAUAUCAUUCUCAGUGGAGUCUCUUGUGAGGGCAAUGAAUCAAGCCUGUUUGACUGUAAACAUAAACAGCGAGGCAAUGUCAAAUGUCCUGGUGAUAUUGGCCACACAGCAGCGGUGGUAUGCACCCACUUCCUAGCAGACCUGGUGCUGGACACGGCAGUGAUAGAGAGAUCAGCUCACCUGCAGGACGUGAUGAUGUUCCAGUUGCAGUGUGCCAUGGAGGAAAACUGCUUGAGCAGGACUGCUUAUGAGGUCCAGAAAUUGAUACCAGACUGGCAGUAUGAAACUCGCCGUCUCCUCCGGUUCACGGCAUCCUCACUCAACGCUGGCAAUGCAGAGUUCAGGCCUUACUUACCUAAACAUCUGUGGCAGUGGCAUCUAUGUCAUAUGCACUAUCACAGCAUGGAAGUGUUCGCGACAUUCGAUGUCCUGGACUACAACGGCCUCAGAGUGGCUGAGGGUCACAAAGCCUCCUUCUGCUUGGAAGACAACACUUGUCUGAAUGGAGUGCAGAAACAAUACUCCUGCAAGAACUAUGGUGAUCAAGGUAUCUCAGUGAACUGUUCAGACGUGUACAUGUACAACAUCGACUGCCAGUGGGUGGACGUCACUGACGUCAAACCUGGAGACUAUCACUUUAAGGUGGCUGUGAAUCCUCAUGCAAGAGUAGCAGAACAGAACUAUCACAACAACGCAGCCUUAUGUAAUCUGAGGCUCACCACUACAUAUGCUCUGGUCUACGGAUGCAGACACGAAAGACCAUAAGACCAUGACCACCUCUCCACAGUCCUUCCUCAAAUCUCUAUAUCUGUACAUAAUUUCAUCCAAAUCGUUACAGUGCUUUAGGCAUAAAGAAGAGACAGAGUCGUGAGUUACUUUUGUAUUUAUAUAAUUUUCAACCCAGUGCUCGACUCCUAUUGGUCAUAGUGUGAUGUUUCA
Messenger RNA from Spodoptera frugiperda (fall armyworm), 2005 nucleotides. RefSeq names its product lysyl oxidase homolog 2 (gene Loxl2). Gene Ontology annotation, molecular function: protein-lysine 6-oxidase activity; copper ion binding. NCBI's taxonomy places the organism in Eukaryota, Metazoa, Arthropoda, Insecta, Lepidoptera, Noctuidae. The coding region runs from base 332 to 1831 and encodes 499 amino acids. The record is from RefSeq and is a predicted model, not a curated record. Gene Ontology annotation, biological process: peptidyl-lysine oxidation. Gene Ontology annotation, cellular component: membrane. The transcript is spliced from 9 exons.